Messenger RNA from Ambispora leptoticha, 813 nucleotides. NCBI's taxonomy places the organism in Eukaryota, Fungi, Glomeromycota, Glomeromycetes, Archaeosporales, Ambisporaceae. The record is from the annotation of a GenBank genome assembly.
AUGGAAGUAAUAAAAAAACAAGUAGUAGACAACGUCGAGAAACACAAUAAAGACACAUGGAUACUUGACAACGUUACGGAAAUUUUUAUCGAGAGAACUAUGCUUGUGCAGUAUAAUGAAGCUAUUGAAAGAGAAAUCAAAAGUUUCCUAAAAGAGAAUAACUAUAUAGAAGAAAAAUUAUUUAAAAUCGCUACUCAACGACAAGCUGAUAGUAAAUACUGGACAUUAUUGGCUUUUUUAAACUCACAAGGACUUGGAGCACCCAUUGAUGAUAAGAACUCAUUCUACUGGUACUGCAAGGCCGCCGUAGAACUCCACGAUCCAAUAGGUCUCCAAAAAACCGCGACUUCAUAUUACUUCGGCAUUGGCGUAGAACAAAAUUCAGUGACGGCCAAUUCUUGGUACAAAAAAGCCGCCGAAGCGAACAUGAUCGAUGCACAAUUCAGACUAGCGAGAAACUAUUUUCAUGGGGAUGGUAUAGAGGUGGAUCAUGUCAAAGGUCUUUAUUGGUUCGAGAAAUCGGCUAGUUUGGGUUCGGUCGAUGCAAUGAAUCUACUCGCGAGAUUCUACCUUGGUCAACUGAUCUAUAGCAAGAAAGAUCUUCGUCGCGGUUUCAUCUGGAGUGAAAGGUUGUUUCAUUUGCAUUGGAAUGCUUCGAGAACAGGAUUUGUCAAUUUGACGAAUUGUUUUCAAAGAGGAUGGGGUACUUGUGUGGAUAUGCAUAAAGCGAUUUUUGUGUUUGUUUAUAUGUUAAGAAAUGGACGUACUUUUAAUAAAAGGAGACUUGCGAAUUGUUUUAGAGUAUAUACGUAA